GGUCGACGUUGGAGUGAUAUUUGUCCUCCCGAGUUCCGGCUUGUGACAUUUAUUGACUUGACUCCGAGGAGUUCCUUGUUUCUUUGUUUCAUUCAAGACGUUUGGGACGGUGAGGAAGCCAACAUAGUCAACGGAAUCCUUCCACUCACCACACCUUCAUCUUGUUCGUUCCAGUUGAUGAAGUUCACCGCACCAGAAGCCGACGAGUUGGAUGCUACAGAAAAUUGGGUGAACCGAAUGUACUGCAAAACGACCGGAGCUUGCACGCCGAAAGGUUUCAUGACGUUGGAACCAUGCUAUGCCGAGAGCGGUUACUCCAUUCCGCUCUACUUGUCAUUUCCCUAUUUUAUGGAUGCAGAUACGCGUGUAACCGGAAGAAUAGACGGAGUGCCGAAAGCAGAUAGGAAUAAGCAUAGAAUUUACUUGUUAGCUGAACCGGUGAGUCCUCGGUUGUGUUCAGAAACCCAGAGAUAUGGGAACAUGUCCGGUCCGUACUACUUUCCCCUCGCAUGGGUAGAACUGGAAAUUGUUACACCUCUGGCACCCGUGAAAUUCUUCAAAGAAAAUAUCCUGGACCUUCGUCAUAAAGUCCCCUACCUGAUGUCAAUCUUGGCGGUCGUUUGCGGAAUAAUUUCCCUAAUCCUGAUCAUCACUUUCGCAUUCCGGCUGCGCUUCUAUCGAACACACGGGAGCGUGAAUUUAGCCUUGAAUUUACACGAUGCGAAUGAUUCACCUGACACCGACAAAAAGGAACCGAUCCAUUUUCGAAUCUAUCAUACACUUCCGGAAUCUGAUUCGAGGGAAAUCUUACAGAGUACAAGUGAAUCGGAUCAGCUG
This is a messenger RNA of Opisthorchis viverrini, 837 nucleotides long. RefSeq lists its product as hypothetical. The record is from RefSeq and is a predicted model, not a curated record. The annotation marks the transcript as partial. Gene Ontology annotation, cellular component: membrane; cytoplasm. Gene Ontology annotation, molecular function: scavenger receptor activity. Lineage: Eukaryota; Metazoa; Platyhelminthes; Trematoda; Opisthorchiida; Opisthorchiidae. The transcript has 5 exons.